This is a messenger RNA of Styela clava, 1242 nucleotides long. NCBI's taxonomy places the organism in Eukaryota, Metazoa, Chordata, Ascidiacea, Stolidobranchia, Styelidae. The record is from RefSeq and is a predicted model, not a curated record.
AUGGCGGAAGGCGGUAAACCACAACAACAAGUUAUUCAUCUCUACUUUGCAGGGGCGCCUAUCAACGUGCAAGGGGAUAAUGUCGGAUCAAAGACUGAAGUUGGUGCCGGGAAAAUUGGUCGAAUUAUGGUUCAGCAACCAGAUGCAACAGCAUACAGCCCUGCUCAACCCGCAGAAAUAUCAAAAGGCGUCGAAUCCAUGAAUAUUCAGUCUGAUUCAUUCGCAACCCCAAUGCAAACAGACGAUCUCAGAGUGCAGGAUCUUCAAACGAAGACAGAUAGAAAACCAAAUCAACUUAACAAAACGCCACCUCGAACUCAGGAGCUCAAUCAACAACCAAAACAAACAGCAGCCGGUCCAAGAUAUACGACCGCACAGAGUGGAAUUAAUGCUCCAAAGAUUUCCAUGCUUCGAAAAAAAUCUUCCAAGUUAUUCGACGAGUCCAAAUAUGAAGAAGCAGUCUCGAUCUUAGAAGAACUGGCAACCCUGCAAAACCAUCAGGAUUUGGAUACAAUACUUAUGAUGGUCGAGUGUUUUAUACAACUUGGCAGAGGAAACAAAGCGGAAAAGGCUAUUGGCAACUUACGAAAUAUCCUGAUGACGUCAUCUGUGACAAUUGCUGAUGACGUCAAAUACCUUGCGAUUGACUUAAUUUCGAAUUCCGCAUACAUUCGCGCUAUAAUAUUGCUUCGAAUAGCAAGUGAUAUCUACAGAGCUCGCACAAGAUCACCCGAUGAUGUAAUGAAUGGGAUUGGAUUUUGUAUCAGUAAGACAUAUGAUGCCACUAAGCCAUUGAUAAAAGCCGGUGGUCGAUCUAAAAUUAUAGGAGUGGAUUACGGCAUAGAAUACAUGACAGAAAUGCUGGAUGAUGUUCGCGCAAUAGAAAACGCUGAUCCAGUGAAUAAAGCAACACAAGAGGCUUGGUGCUGUCAAUACAUUGGAUAUAACUAUUUACUGGCAGGUGAAAAUGAGAAAGGUAUAAAAAUAUUCAUGAAUGGACUGGAGAUUUUGGAGAAAAAGUUCGGAUCAAACGCUUCAAAAUAUAAAAUCUACGGUGUAUUGCUGCAUAAUAUCGGUGUAGGGUAUUAUAAUAUGCGUAAAUAUGAAGAAGCAGAAUCCUAUGAUAUUAAAGCCAUUGAUGCGUAUGGAAAGGCUUCAGAUUAUGGAAAUGAAGCUGAGAGAGAGGAAGAUAUUGAAAAUUCAAAAACUGAGCUCAAGAAUGCUCGAGCAAAAUUAACCUGA